AUGGAGACUAGCGCAAGCACAGACCAUAAAUGGUGCCCAUUGUUGAAAGGGCUGCGAAACGAAUACUACCAGAAAGACUCCUACUCCGAGUACAACUGCAACGAGCCGCUGUUGGAAACCGCGAAGCUGAGUGCCACAUCCCAGCUCAGGGAACGAGGGCCGGAAAAUGCCCGUCUAAACGCCCGCUCGGCAUGGACCCCGGUCGAGAACACCUACUUCCACUUUCUGACCGUGGACCUGGGCGAGCGGAAGAUGAUCCGGAAGAUAGCGACGGCCGGCCGGACCACCACCAACGAGUGCGUCACCGAGUACAUCGUGCAGUACUCGGACGACGGCGAGGUGUGGAAGUCGUUCACCGACAGCGACGGGGAGGAACAGCUCUUCAAAGGCAACAAAGACGGUGACUCCACCCGCCACAACUCGUUCGAAGUGCCAAUCAUUGCCCAGUGGAUCCGAAUCAACCCGACUCGCUGGCAGAACCGUAUCUCGCUUCGAGUCGAACUGUACGGAUGCCACUAUGAAUCGGAAAACGUCUACCUCAACGGAUCGGGUCUCAUCCGGUACGACCUGCUGCGGGAACCGAUUUCCGCGACGCGGGAAACCAUCCGGUUCCGGUUUAAAACUGCCCAAGCCAACGGUAUUCUGCUGUACUCGCGGGGCACUCAGGGAGACUAUCUGGCGCUGCAGAUCAAGGACAACCGAAUGGUUCUGAACAUGGAUCUGGGAUCGAGGAUCAUGACUUCGCUCUCGGUGGGAAGCUUGCUGGACGAUAACAUUUGGCACGAUGUGGUCAUAUCGCGAAACCGGCGGGACAUCAUGUUCAGUGUGGAUCGAGUGAUCGUCGAGAAGAAGAUCAAGGGAGAGUUUGACAAGCUAAAUUUGAACAGGGCGUUCUACAUCGGAGGUGUUCCCAACAUGCAGGACGGUUUGAUUGUGCAACAGAACUUCACCGGUUGUAUCGAGAAUCUCUAUCUCAACGCAACUAACUUUAUUCGGGAUAUGAAGGAAGCAUUUUACGAAGGCGAACAUUUGCGCUACAUGAAAGUAAACGUCAACUACAAUUGUCCGGAACCGCCAAUCAGUCCGGUCACCUUCCUGACGCGAGGAUCUCACGCACGUUUGAAGGGUUACUACAGCGUCAAGCAACUCAACGUGAGCUUCUCGUUCCGAACGUACGAGGAGAAGGGUUUGAUGUUGCACCAUGAUUUCCUGCGGGGAUCGGUCAAGGUGUACCUCGAGGAUGGCAAGGUGAAGGUUGGGCUGAAGACCGAGAAUGAGGAGAGCGCACCGGAAACCAUUCUGGACAACUACGACGAGCAGUUCAACGACGGAAAUUGGCACUCGCUGAUGUUGGCCAUCAAGAAGAACAGUUUGGUGCUGAGCGUGGAUGAACGACCGAUGGAAACGACCAAACAACUGAACAUCAACACCGGUGAGUUGUACUACAUCGGCGGCGGUAAAACCAAGGACGGCUUUGUCGGAUGCAUGAGAACAAUCAUCAUCGACGGCAACAUCCGACCACCGUCGGACUGGAAAGAGGAAGAAUACUGCUGUAAGGGUGAAAUGCUGUUCGACGCCUGCCACAUGAUCGACCGUUGCAAUCCCAAUCCGUGCAAGCACAACGGAGUAUGCAAACAGAACUCGUUGGAGUUCACGUGUGAUUGUGCUGGAACCGGGUAUGCCGGAGCUGUUUGUCAUACGUCGUUGAAUCCACUGUCCUGUCAGGCGUACAAGAAUGUAAACGUGGUGCAAUCGCGAACUACGAUCAAUAUUGAUGUGGACGGAAGCGGUCCGCUGGCACCGUUCCCGGUAACUUGCGAAUUCUACUCGGACGGUAGGGUGAUUACGGUGUUGAGUCACAGUUCGGAGCAUACGACGAGGGUGGACGGUUUUGCGGAACCGGGGUCGUUUGAGCAGAAUAUCAUCUACGAAGCGGAUUUGCCGCAGAUUGAGGCCUUGCUGAACCGGUCGCAGUCCUGUUGGCAGCGGUUGAACUACGCUUGCCGGUCGUCCAGGUUGUUCAACUCGCCGUCGGAGGUGGAGAACUUCCGUCCGUAUUCUUGGUGGGUUUCGCGGCAUAACCAGCCUAUGGAUUACUGGGCGGGUGCCUUGCCUGGAUCGCGGAAGUGUGAGUGCGGCAUUUUGGGUACUUGCGUGGAUCCGACGAAGUGGUGUAACUGCGAUGCGAACAGCCUGGAAUGGCAGGAGGAUGGUGGAGAGAUUCGGGAGAAGGAAUAUCUACCGGUGAAGGCUUUGAGGUUUGGUGACACGGGAACUCCGGUUGAUGAGAAGCUUGGUCGGUACACGUUGGGUCCGCUGAAGUGUGAGGGUGAUGAUCUGUUCAACAACGUGGUGACGUUCCGUAUUAAGGACGCUACGAUUAAUCUACCGCCGUUUGACAUGGGCCAUUCCGGAGACAUCUACUUCGAAUUUAAGACUACGAUCGAGGAUGCGGUGAUUUUGAAUGCUCGUGGACCUACGGACUUCAUUCGUUUGAACAUUGUUGGUGGAACGAAGUUGUUGUUCGAGUACCAAGCUGGUACUGGAACACAGAAGGUAUACGUGGAGACCAGCUAUUGGUUGAGCGAUGAUCGUUGGCACUCGGUGAGUGUUGAACGUAACCGUAAGGAAGCUCGAUUGGUGGUUGAUGGAUCUAUCCGGGCGGAAGUGAGGGAGCCUCCGGGUCCGGUUCGGGCGUUGUAUUUGACUUCAGAGUUGGUGGUUGGAGCUAGUAUUGAUUACCGGGAUGGAUUCGUUGGCUGUAUUCGUGCGUUCCUGCUGAAUGGAAACCAUGUGGAUCUGAGAGGGUAUGCGGAGCGCAGACUGUACGGUGUCUCUCCUGGAUGCGUUGGACGAUGUGAAUCUAGCCCAUGCUUGAACAACGGUACCUGUACGGAGCGGUACGAUAACUUCAUAUGCGAUUGCCGUUGGAGUGCAUUCAAGGGACCGAUUUGUGCUGACGAAAUCGGAGUCAACAUGAAGGCCAGCUCGAUGAUCAAGUACGACUUCCAGGGAGCUUUCCGUUCAACGUUGCACGAGCGGAUCCGCGUCGGAUUCACGACGACCAAUCCCAAAGGUUUCCUGCUUGGGUUCUUCUCCAGUCAAUCGAAGGAAUAUCUCACGAUAAUGGUAUCCAAUUCGGGUCAUCUGCGAGUGGUGUUCGAUUUUGGCUUUGAACGGCAGGAGUUGAUCUACCCGACGAAGAACUUCGGACUGGGUCAGUACCAUGACGUACGGUUUUCGAGAAAGAAUGGCGGUGCAACGGCAGUGCUAGAGAUUGAUGAUUACGAACCGCAGGAGUACCACUUCGAUAUCAAGGAUUCGGCCGAUUCGCAGUUUAACAAUAUCGAGUACAUGUACAUCGGAAAGAACGAAACGAUGAAAGACGGUUUCAUCGGAUGCAUUUCGAGGGUAGAGUUUGACGAUAUCUAUCCGCUGAAGUUCCUGUUCCAGGAGAACCCGCCACCGAAUGUGAAAUCGCUAGGAACUCCUUUGACGGAAGAUUUCUGCGGAGUUGAACCAGUUACCCAUCCUCCAAUCGAAAUUGAGACCCGUCCUCCACCAGAGGUCGAUGAAGAUAGGCUGCGAGAUGCCUACGGUCCAGAUACUGCUAUCCUGGGAGGUGUCCUAGCAGUGCUGUUCUUGCUGCUCAUCAUAAUGGCCAUCUUGAUCAGUCGGUACAUGAACCGCCACAAAGGCGAAUAUCUGACGCAAGAAGACAAGGGAGCCGAUGCGGCUCUGGAUCCAGACGAUGCGGUGGUGCAAUCGACGACAGGCCAUCAAGUGACCAAACGAAAAGAGUGGUUUAUUUAAUGAUCUACAACAUCAUUAUAGCAAAUAUUGGCCUGUGUUCCAAAAAUGUCUACAGCCGGCAGACAGAGCAAACAACAAAUUAGCAGCUGUAAAUAAUGUGUUCAACACGCAUACAUCUACGAAAAUCUUCCGUUUAGAAGUUGAUAGUUUUCGUCCGUAUCGUUAGCUUAUUUGGUUAAUCCAUCAUCUACUCACACUGGAACUUGAUCAUCGAUUUCUGUAGGUGGAAGACCAAGAAUUCAAAAGCAUAACAUUGGUCGUUUUUCUUCUAACUGGUAGAUCAAUAGGCUCCGUAAUGCCCUCUGAUGCUUGAGCUUGCUUAGCUAGCGAAUGAUAAAGGAAAAACUCUUCAAGACACCACUUAUUAAUUUCUUGACCAUCCAUUUACCGAGAUCGAUUUGUCGUAUUUCAGGUGUGAUAGCCAUUUACAAGAGUAUGAACAUCACUUUUAAUUUGCAAUUGUCUGAACUAAGUCAGACUUUGAGAAACAAAACCAAUGUGGAACACAAAAUAAUAAGAAGCAAACCCCGAAACGGAAGCAGCAUUUCGAUUAGUUCUAUAGGAUUGUUUUUGAUUUCUAUUUCGUAAGGCGAUAGAUUUUUUAUUACUAUUGAUUUUAGCCGUCCAUUAUCGUACUUUAUUUUUUUUUUUAGUUUGUCGAAAACCGAUUACCCUCUAACAAUCGAAUGAUAAUCUAUGAGUUGUAGUUCUUAAGGCUGUAAUUAAGUUCGAGAAAAAAAAUCUAAUUUUUAGAAAGCUGACCGGAGCAUGUUGAAAAUUUCUUCAGUAGGUUUAGUGAAAGAAGAGGUAGCUGUGGUAAGAAUCUCACAAAUUUCUCUAACAAAUUUCCCUACGCCACAAGCGUAGACCAGCAGAAUACAAACAAAAAUUACAUCAGGUUUGUAGAGCAUUUCGGGAGGCCAUUCUCCCUUUCAUGCGCAGAAACAAAUUUACCUAAGGAAAACUAACUAAGGGCAACCGUAGACCGCAAGUUUUGCAGAGUGCGGCUUUUCAGUCGAUUUUACAGCUGAAGCCAUGUCUGAUGUGUAAAUAGUUUUUCAAAAUACAUUGAAACAAAUUAGAAAA
This is a messenger RNA of Aedes albopictus (Asian tiger mosquito), 4899 nucleotides long. It is a transcript of the gene Nrx-IV, whose product is annotated as neurexin-4. The coding region runs from base 1 to 3813 and encodes 1270 amino acids. Lineage: Eukaryota; Metazoa; Arthropoda; Insecta; Diptera; Culicidae. The transcript is spliced from 10 exons. The record is from RefSeq and is a predicted model, not a curated record.